This is a messenger RNA of Tarenaya hassleriana, 1724 nucleotides long. RefSeq lists its product as uncharacterized. Lineage: Eukaryota; Viridiplantae; Streptophyta; Magnoliopsida; Brassicales; Cleomaceae. The transcript is spliced from 3 exons. The record is from RefSeq and is a predicted model, not a curated record. The coding region runs from base 349 to 1620 and encodes 423 amino acids.
UUUCUCGACUCUCUUCUCCCGUAGCAGCAGACGCCACGUUUCCCAGAUCCAAUCCCUCUCUCCCUCCCGAGCUCCUCUCUUUAUUUCGAUUUUUUUACCUAGGGUUUUUGGUCGCUUGUGUCGGAUCUUUGAUUUCCGCCGUGAUCUGUUGUGUUCCGAGGCGGUUCGUUUGUUCCUUUGCUCUCCCUCCCCGGAAUCGAACAGGCAACUCGUAACUGGCAUGGACAAAGGAAUCCGACUGUUUGAUUAAAACAAAGAAUUGGGAUGAUCCCAGCGGAUGCUAUAUCACUGUGAUUUCUGCCCAAAUGUCAAAGUGAAGAAGUUCAACCAAGCGCGGGGCUGCUUCAAAUGAGGGCUUAUGGGCAUUGCAUAAGAAAGAUUCGUAACUCUGCAAGCUGUUUUGGGGCCUAUCCGAAUGGCGGCGUCUUCCGGGCAUAUACAGUGACCAAUCACUCUUCCGAUGAGUUGUACGAAGAUACGUUGCCUUGCGAGUGGUACGAAAAGAAGCUCCCGAUUCUAAAGAAACUGAGUUGUGCAUUGAAAGAUGUUGAUGUUGGGGAUGGGAGGUUGGAGGACAUCAGCGGUGAUGAUUUGAUCGUCAAUGAUGAUCGUAUCAAGCAGAAAAUGCACAAAUUCAAGUCCUUGGCCAGAAUCUUUAUCGGGUCUCCUUCAAUCCAGCAAAAGCUCAAGGAAAAAUGCUUCAAAUUCCCACUUUUCGGGAUUCAAAGCGAAAGAGAGCCUUUGGUUGUGGAUACACUGACCAAAGUUAGCAACUUUCUUAAUAUAUCAGCUCAACAGCGGAAGCUGGUGAGGUGUACGAUAUGUUCACAGGUCACUCAGUAUCGUAUAUGGAAAGGUGCUCUUGAGGAGGUAAUGGAUGGUCUAAAAGAAGAGAUUGAUUGGCUGAAUGACCAUCGCCCGAGCAAAGACACCAAACUGGGUCAUCAAGUGAUAUCAUCUUGUCUCAAAUUCUUGUCUCAAUCAGCAAUUUCGUACGAGGCCGAUAACUCCACUACAUGGAUGCGGCCCGUGCCAGCGAAAACCGCAAUGGCCAACGCUCCUCCAAAAUGGGAAGAUGUUCUUGAGAUGGUCAGUGAUCUGAAAAGGUAUCUGGAACAUGAGAAAACCACGCUUUACUACCUGGGCAAGCUUGUAUCGAUGAAAGAAGGGCUCGUCCAGAUCAGAGACCUGUUUAUGGAUAAGAGGAUUGGAUACAGAGAGAUUAGACAUCAAGAGAUCCUUGUGCCGAAAAAGCUUACAAAGACACUGGGUCAUUCUUCUCGAUGUCUGUUCAUUCUGCUCCUGUAUUACCUCUACGGCCGCGUUCAUGGCAUCGAGAUUGAUCUCUGUGGAGCGUUAUACGAGGCAAAUAGUGACGGUACGAAGGAGAAAGAGCUGUGUUUGAGCGUUGGGAGGAUUUUGACUUCGGCAGAGGAAAAAAUGUUGCAGAGAGGGGUGAGGCAACUGGACAGAGCUCUAGGGAUCUUUGAGUUUGUGUGGAAAACGGCAGGAAGGAAAGAGGAGAUAGAGCUGCAAGGUCAUAUAUGGUGCCUUGGAGCGCAAGAAAGGUCCUUCACAUACCGUGGGAAAACAUUCUUUGUGCAUGACCUUACUCUAUGAGUUGAUCCAUUUUGCGGGUUUCAUUGCAUAAUUGUCAUGAUCCUUUGUUGUUAUUUCGUCGAACAAAUGCUCGCUUGACAUGAUGCAGAGGCAUAUGACCAUAA